AUGUUCGCCAUCACUUGGUUUCGGGAAGUCGUGGAGUCAGGGCUACUCAAGUUGGAGCAUCUGGCAUCGGUGGACAUGCCAGCCGACAUCUUCACCAAGGCCUUGACAAGGUCGAAGCAUGAGAAGUGCGUGGAGCUGCUAGAACUGGUGAAUGUCAAGGGAAGUGGAGGGUAUUGUCUCGAAGGAAAGUGUUGGGGUUAUCGACAGGGCCAUAAAAUCCCAUCAGGAGAUCGCCUAUCGAUAUGCCGAGCAAUCGACUGA
Molecule: messenger RNA, 261 nt
Organism: Gryllus bimaculatus (two-spotted cricket)
Lineage: Eukaryota; Metazoa; Arthropoda; Insecta; Orthoptera; Gryllidae
Source: the annotation of a GenBank genome assembly